AUGGGCAACAGUCAAUCUUAUGACGUGACGAACGUGCAUCGUAGGGACAGUGGUCACCUAGGCGAGACGACCGGCACGGUGAAGCCGCUCGGGUAUGGCACCUGCCCAGGACUGGGUGCCGGCGAGGUGGGUAUUGGCAUCCCGGACGACGCGGACAAUGACGACGACGACGACGUCCACGUUGUUCGUUGCUUCUGGCUCACUGAAGGAGUUGCUCAACGGAAUAUCUUCAUUCCUAAAGAUAGCGAGAUUUCCCAUGAGAAGCAAGAAAACAAAUCUCCAAAAUCAUCCAGUGGUCACAGAGAGUCUUCGGCGACGAAGCAGCCCCAGAAGGAAGGCGAGAACACCACAGAAUUUCACAAGCAACCUACAGUCUGCGCGGAAGAGAACGAGGCUCUCUCUGACGUCGCGCAUGGGAUGACAGAAAUCGCUCUGGAGGUAGGAGGUGUGGGAAAUAGAGAGAGGAAUCUUUAG
Messenger RNA from Angiostrongylus costaricensis, 474 nucleotides. NCBI's taxonomy places the organism in Eukaryota, Metazoa, Nematoda, Chromadorea, Rhabditida, Metastrongylidae. The record is from the annotation of a GenBank genome assembly.